Vidua chalybeata is the source of this 2532-nucleotide messenger RNA. RefSeq names its product ectonucleoside triphosphate diphosphohydrolase 8-like. Lineage: Eukaryota; Metazoa; Chordata; Aves; Passeriformes; Viduidae. Gene Ontology annotation, molecular function: UDP phosphatase activity; GDP phosphatase activity. Gene Ontology annotation, cellular component: plasma membrane. The record is from RefSeq and is a predicted model, not a curated record. Bases 397 to 2259 code for a protein of 620 amino acids. The transcript is spliced from 12 exons. Gene Ontology annotation, biological process: nucleoside diphosphate catabolic process.
UGGCCAGCCCCGGGAUGCCACAGAAAGCCUGGGCAGAUCGAUCAGCUUCUCACAUCGUUUCCCACCCACUGGGCUCCCUUUCUGUGCCCUGUUCUCCUGCCUGGGAGAGCUGGCUCUGUACUGCCUUUGGGUGUUGCCCCCUGUCCAGUCAAAACGGAAUUUGUCCCUAGCAGAGUAGGAGGAGCCCAUUUCCCAUCCUCUCCUGCAUGCAGAACAGUGCAAUUUGUCACCAAUUCCUGUCCUUCCAUUUCACAGUGCCUUGGACAGAAUUUUCCAGGAUGUAGGCUGGGCUGCAGACUUUUCCCAUUGCUUUGUUUGUUACCUGGAGCAGAUGAAUCACAUCCCAACGGUGCAGCUAUAUUUGGGCAAACUCCAUCAGGGCUGGUUGGAGGAGGAAUGGGCUCCAAAGCCAAGGCCAUUGCCGCUCUCCUGGCAGUCACCUGUGUCUGCAGCAUCAUCGCCCUCAUUCUGAGCGUUGUGAAUGUGAAGGAUGUGCUUCUGUCCCCCAGCACCAAGUACGGUCUGGUGUUUGACGCUGGCUCCACACACACGUCCCUCUACAUCUACCGGUGGCCCGCAGACAAGGAGAACGACACUGGCAUUGUGUCCCAGGUGGAGGCCUGCUCUGUGUCCGCUCCUGCAGGACUGACUGGCCGUGCCCAGCACUUCAGCCUCCCAGGAUCAGGUGUGUGCUCGGCAUCCCCAGGCAUGCCCACAGCCCUCCUGCUCUGGCUGGAGCGGAAGCGCCUGCAGCGCCCAGGGUGCGUGGCCAUGCCGCAACUGCUGCCUCCUGGCAGGACAGCUCCGAGCACGGAGCAGGGCUGGACCUGGCAAGGACCUGGCAUCUCCAGCUACGCAGAUGACCCCGUGGGGGCUGGUGCCAGCCUGAAGCCUUGCCUGGACAGGGCCAUGAAGAUCGUCCCAGCCGAGCAGCAGCGGGAGACCCCCACGUACCUGGGGGCCACGGCCGGCAUGCGGCUGCUGAGGGAGGAGAACAGCACCAAGGCUGAGCAGGUCUUGGCCGAGGUGUCCAAGGCCAUUGGGGAGUACCCUGUGGAUUUCCGCGGAGCUCGGAUCCUGACGGGGAGCGAGGAGGGCUCCUUUGGCUGGAUCACUGUCAACUACCUGCUGGAGACACUGGUCAAGCUCAGCCUGGCCCUGUGCUCUCGUGUGCCGACACACAGGUGGAUUUUGGGAUCCCAGGGAUAUACAUGGCAGCAGGAUCAGCCUCCGGGAGACAGAGUUCCUUUUUCCCUGAUCAAAGUGUCUGGAUGCCAGCAGAUGUGCGGCAGCCAAGAGGCCGCAGCUCAGUGCUCCGUGGAAGUGUCUUUCUCGUUUGCAGAGAAAUGGGAACAUCCCCAGGACACCGAGGUUCUGGGAGCUCUGGACCUUGGCGGUGCCUCGACGCAGAUCACCUUCCAGCCCGGGGUGCCCGUGGAGGACAGGAACACGUCCGUGUUCUUCCAGCUCUACGGCACCAACUACUCCCUGUACAGCCACAGCUACCUGUGCUACGGGCAGAGCCAGGCCCUGAAGAUGCUGCUGGCAGCUCUGCACCAGGCCAGCUCGAGUGCCCAGAUCUCUCACCCCUGCUACCCCCAGGGGUACCAGGAGAACAUCACCGUGGCGGAGCUCUACGACAGCCCCUGUGUGCGUGCGCCAAGCUCAGCCAGCCCUGGCCUUGUCCUCAUGGUGAUGGGGACAGGGGACCCAGCUGCGUGUGGCACGGCCGUCCAGAGACUCUUCAACUUCAGCUGCGGGGCGCAGGGGCCGUGCGGGUUCAAUGGGGUCUAUCAGCCCCCCGUGCGGGGACGCUUCUUCGCCUUUGCUGGGUUCUACUACACCUUCAACUUCCUGAACCUGACCCGCCAGCAGUCUCUGAGUGAAGUCAACACCACAGUCCUGUCCUUCUGCAGGAGGAACUGGGCAGAGCUGGUGCAGAGCUUCCCUCGGCAUUUGAAGUACCUGCACACCUACUGCUCCGUGGCCUUUUACAUCCUGACGCUGCUGCUCGAUGGCUACAAGUUCAACGAGCAUACCUGGAGCAACAUCCACUUCAGCAGGCAGGCAGCAAACACAGACAUCGGGUGGACACUGGGCUUCAUGCUGAACUUGACCAACAUGUUUCCUGCAGAGGCUCUGCAGCGUGUCAAGGGCCACCAGCCUGGCCUGUGGGCAGGGGCUGUCUCCUUACUUGUGCUGGCCAUCGUGGCAGGCCUGGUGGCUGUUUUCCUACACUGUUCCUGGAAAACAAAGUAGGUCCCUGCCUCCUGACUAGAGGCAUCCUGCCUACUAAACCAGGCAGGGAAGUGGUGCAGAAGAGGUAGAAAGUGGAGAAGAAUGAAGGCAUUAGACCCAUCUCCAUUGCUCAGGAGAUCUGACUGGGUCAUCUCUGUGAAUGUGGAAGAUGACUUGAUCUCUCUCCAAGAGGAAGACUCCUUUAAUGUGACUGCCAAAAGCUGGUUGAGACUCGCUGGCUGGAUGAAGCCAGAAAAAUUCAAACUAGAAAUAAAAUCAGUUUUGUUUUUCAAA